Molecule: messenger RNA, 1314 nt
Organism: Rhinocladiella mackenziei CBS 650.93
Lineage: Eukaryota; Fungi; Ascomycota; Eurotiomycetes; Chaetothyriales; Herpotrichiellaceae
Exons: 1
Coding region: 1-1314 (437 amino acids)
Molecular function (GO): FAD binding
Source: RefSeq, a predicted model, not a curated record
AUGGCACCUCUCAAAGUUCUCAUCUGCGGUGCAGGCGUUGCUGGCCCGGCCCUAGCUUUCUGGCUGAACAGAAUCGGCUGCGCCGUCACGAUAUCUGAACGCUCCCCUGAGCCUCGCUACACGGGCCAACAGAUCGAUGUCCGCGGUCAAGGCGUCACCGUGAUGCGCAAGAUGGGUCUUGAGGCAGCCGUCCGCGCCCACGGCGUCGACGAACCGGGAUUACAGUUCGUUGACGGCAAUGGCAAGCGGAGAGCUUUCUUCGCGGCGAACAAGACCGGCAAGGGAAAGCAGACCAUGACGUCCGAGUUUGAGAUCAUGCGCGGCGACAUGUGUCGCAUCCUAUACGAUGUCACCAAGGACAAAACUAGAUACAUUUACGGUGUUCACAUUAAGUCAUUUGAGCAGCUGCAAGGCGAUGGCAUGGUGCGUGUCGCUUUCUCCGACGGGACCGAAGACACAUUCGACUUGCUGGUCGGCGCGGACGGCCAGAAUUCGACCAUACGUCGAUUACUACUGGGCCCAGAUGUCCCUGAUCCAUUCUAUCCCCUUGGCACGACCCUCGCAUGGGUGACGAUUCCUUCAGAAGAGGGAGACACAAACUUCUUUACCGGAUAUGUUGCUCCCGGGGGGCGAUUCAUUGCGACACGAAAGGAUCGGGAGGACUGUUUACGCGUGUACUUCCUCGUCUCCACUACUGACAUGUCGGAAGACCACCCCUUAAGAGCAUCUGUGAAGAGUGGUAGUGUGACAGACCAAAAGCAGGCUUGGGCUGACUACUUCCAAGACGUGGGCUGGCGGGCUUCUCGGUUCCUUCGAGAAAUAACUGCUUCAUCUAUGGCAGACGACUGGUAUGCUUGUGAACUCGGGCAGGUGAGGAUGGACUCAUGGUCGGAAGGGAGAAUCGUUUUGCUCGGAGAUGCCGCUUUCUGCCCCUCACCGUCUUCCGGUAUGGGAACAGCUUCGGCUCUAGUGGGAGCUUAUGUUCUUGCCGGGGAGAUUGCCCAGCAUUGCGGUCUCAGUGCGGGAGAUGGUGGCUGUAAGAAUUCAUCUUCAGGACGGGUACAGCAAGGCCUGCCUGCCGCCUUGCAAUCCUACGACCAGAAACUCAGACCUUUCAUAACCAAGGUCCAGAAGAUGGCUGAUCAUGGCUAUGGCUCUUCGUUGAUGCCCAAAUCUCGGUUGGGCAUUUCGAUUUUGUAUCUCGUCUUGGGGUUGAUUGAGACAUUGAGAAUUGACAAGCUCAUGAGCAGCCUGGGCUCGGAUGAUGUUAGUGGCUGGGAUCUCCCUGAUUAUGCGGAGCUUGGGAAAGUUUGA